Molecule: messenger RNA, 1219 nt
Organism: Prunus avium (sweet cherry)
Lineage: Eukaryota; Viridiplantae; Streptophyta; Magnoliopsida; Rosales; Rosaceae
Source: RefSeq, a predicted model, not a curated record
UAUACUCUCUCUCUCUCUCUCUCUCUCUCUCUCUCUCUCUCUGUUUUUCAAUUGUCCAAUACCAACAUGACAACCAAGUUUUUCAGUUUGCUGCUUCUUUUGCUGAGCUCCACAUUCAUUGCAGUAAGUGCUCGACCUUUCAAUAUCAUGAAGCACAGAAACUCUGAUCGUAGAGCAAUUGGAGGUUUCUUUGAUGGGUUAUCUCUUGAAGCCAUCAAAGAAUCGGGCCCUAGCCCAGGUGUGGGGCACCAGUUUCCCAAUCAACAAACCAUUGGAGGGAUUAAAAGUUCAGGCCCAAGUCCAGGCACAGGAAACAAAUUCACAAAUGUGGAGACUCUUGGAGGCAUUAAGGAUUCCGGUCCAAGUCCUGGUACUGGACACAAAUUCCCAGAUGUUGAGACUCUUGGAGGGAUUAAGGAUUCCGGCCCAAGUCCUGGUACAGGAAACAAAUUCACAAAUGUUGAAACUCUUGGAGGGAUUAAAGACUCAGGGCCAAGCCCUGGUACAGGAAACAAAUUCACAAAUGUUGAAACUCUUGGAGGGAUUAAAGACUCAGGGCCAAGCCCUGGUACAGGAAACAAAUUCACAAAUGUUGAAACUCUUGGAGGGAUUAAAGACUCAGGGCCAAGCCCUGGUACAGGAAACAAAUUCACAAAUGUUGAAACUCUUGGAGGGAUUAAAGACUCAGGGCCAAGCCCUGGUACAGGAAACAAAUUCACAAAUGUUGAAACUCUUGGAGGGAUUAAAGACUCAGGGCCAAGCCCUGGUACAGGAAACAAAUUCACAAAUGUUGAAACUCUUGGAGGGAUUAAAGACUCAGGGCCAAGCCCUGGUACAGGAAACAAAUUCACAAAUGUUGAAACUCUUGGAGGGAUUAAAGACUCAGGGCCAAGCCCUGGUACAGGAAACAAAUUCACAAAUGUUGAAACUCUUGGAGGGAUUAAAGAGUCAGGCCCAAGCCCUGGUGCAGGAAACAAAUUUACAGAUAACACCCAUCAAUGAAUAUUCGUGAUCAUCUCAAUAGAAACUAGAAAUAUUCAUUAUGUAUUUUCUUAUUUACAUUUUUUUGUUGAUUUGAUUUAUAUUUAUGCUCCAUGUAUCUUCGAGAUAAGAUAAUUUAUGUUCAUGUCAUUUCAUUUUAUAUUUUUAUCGCAAAUUUUUCUUUAUCAUGUAAGUAAGUUUCCAUACAUAUUCCAACUUUUAUACAACAGAGCUCAUG